AUGCAUCUUCAUGUUCACAUCACCAAGCCACAUACCAUCUGUCUAGACAAGACAGUUGAGGAGAAGGGAGCAAUUGGAAGGGGGGCGGGGGGGCUAGCUUGGCCUGCACUCCAGACCUCAGGAACGUUAUUGUGCAUUGAACAGCUGAUUUUGGAAGACUAUUGCCCAGAAGAAAAGUUGUUUGGUUUUCACAAGCCAAAGAUGUACCAAAGUAUACACGGCUGCUGUAUUUGCAGAGCUAAGUCCUCCAGUUCUCGAUUCACUGACAGUAAACGCUAUGAAAAGGACUUCCAGAGCUGUUUUGGGUUGCAUGAGACUUGUUCAGGAGACAUCUGUAAUGCCUGUGUCCUGCUUGUGAAAAGACGGAAGAAAUUGCCAGCAGGAUUAAAAAAAAAAAACAAAAAAAACUGGAAUCAUGUGGUAGAUGCAAGGGCAGGACCCAGUUUGAAGACAACAUUGAAACCAAAGAAAGUGAAAACUCUAUCUGGAAACAGGAUAAAAAGCAACCAGAUCAGUAAACUACAGAAGGAAUUUAAAUGUCACAAUUCUGAUGCUCACAGUACCACCUCAAGUGCCUUUCCAGCUCAGUCUCCUUGUUACAGUAACAAGUCAGAUGGUGGCUCAGAUACAGAGAUGGCUUCUGGCUCUAACAGAACGCUAGUUUUUUUUUCCUUUUUAGGUCUCACAUACUGGAAAAGACAGAAAAUACGUUGCCGGAUUAUCUAUAAAGGCCGUUUUGGAGAAGUUCUCAUUGACACACAUCUAUUCAAGCCUUGCUGCAGCAAUAAGAAAGCAGCUGCUGAGAAGCCGGAGGAGCAGGGGCCAGAGCCUCUGCCCAUCUCCACUCAGGAGUGGUGACUGAGGUUUAGGUAGAAGGGGAACAAAAAAACGAUUUAAAUUUUGGAAAGAAAACAAAGCAACAAAACCCUCCUAUUUUUAACUUGGAUACCUGCUAUUCUGCCAAAAGACACUUUCUAGAAUAGUUUUGAAUGGGUUGUUAUUUCUCCUCCAGUUCCACAAACUCUGAAGCCAGUGUCUAGCUUACUAAAA
Lynx canadensis (Canada lynx) is the source of this 1050-nucleotide messenger RNA. RefSeq names its product SIN3-HDAC complex-associated factor-like. The record is from RefSeq and is a predicted model, not a curated record. NCBI's taxonomy places the organism in Eukaryota, Metazoa, Chordata, Mammalia, Carnivora, Felidae. Gene Ontology annotation, biological process: negative regulation of cell migration.